GGAGAAAGAUCAAAUAAUCGGUUCCUAUUUGGAAAUCGGGGACGUCACUCUCGAGGAUUAUGGCGAAUACAAAUGCGAAGUCAGCAACGGCGUCGACAAGGAGAUGACAUUGGCUGCUCACGUGUACCGGCAAGAGCCACAGUUCGUAUUGAGCCUUCCGAAUGGAUCUUGGCGGAAGUCUCUUCUGCUGGCAGUCCUCGUUCUCGUGCUGUUACUAUCAGCUGGCGCAUUUUACGCGCGUUGCUGGCUGCCACUUGCACUGUUUUGCAGAGACAAGUUCGGUCGCCUCGAGGAAAGCGAUGGGAAGGAAUGCGACGCCCUGGUGUGCUACCACGAGAAGGACUCGAGCCUGGUGAUCGGUAUCGUGAUACCCACGCUGGAGUCUAGACAUCGGUACAAGUGCGCGGCGCUGGAGUUGUCUCAGCUGAAUCA
Trachymyrmex cornetzi is the source of this 432-nucleotide messenger RNA. RefSeq lists its product as uncharacterized. NCBI's taxonomy places the organism in Eukaryota, Metazoa, Arthropoda, Insecta, Hymenoptera, Formicidae. The transcript has 3 exons. The annotation marks the transcript as partial. The record is from RefSeq and is a predicted model, not a curated record.